Molecule: messenger RNA, 1805 nt
Organism: Suillus bovinus
Lineage: Eukaryota; Fungi; Basidiomycota; Agaricomycetes; Boletales; Suillaceae
Product: heterokaryon incompatibility protein-domain-containing protein
Exons: 2
Coding region: 294-1733 (479 amino acids)
Source: RefSeq, a predicted model, not a curated record
ACGAUAAUAACGUUGUCACAUCAUGAUGGAGAUAAGGGAAGACACGAUAGAAAAUCAAUGACAAGACAGGAACUACAGGCCUACAAGUAGGCGAUCUUCAAGACUGCGGCGUUCGAUAUUGCACCAUCUAAUGGUUUGUAGUUGAUGAGUUGACACAAGCUAGAAACAUCAGGCCAUUUGUGGAACAUCUCUUGACGUUCACGCAGGCCAGUGGUAGCACGUGUGGUAUGCAUUAUUAUAACACUGUCGUAUCAUAAUUCAUUUUGUGGCCCUUCAGCUUCUAGGGAUUUAUCAUGAGUGAUUCCGCACGAAGACUCGUCCAGGAGUUCGACCAAUAUGUGAUGAACCAUAUCCCAAUCCGCCUCAUACGCCUAUCAGAUAUGGCGUUCGUGGGGCGUGAUGAUGUGAGGAAGCACUUCAGGAGCUCUGUUCCUCACACGGAUCCUUUCGGGGUUUAUAAGCCCUCCCGGCUUGUCAAAUAUGCCAUUCUAUCUCACCGAUGGCUGGAUUCGGGAGAGCCAACGUACGAAGACAUGAAGGCGGGCAAAGCAACAGGUCCGGGAUAUGAGAAGCUGAAGAACUUCUGUGAACAGGCCAAGAAGUACAACGUGGAAUUCGCAUGGUCUGAUACCUGCUGUAUCGACAAGAGCAGCAGUACUGAGCUGGACGAGUCGAUUCGCUCCAUGUUCCGGUGGUAUCGUAACUCGGGAAUUUGCAUCGUCCAUUUAGCAAAAAGUACAACCAUCGAGGACAUAUUGCAUGACGAAUGGACAGAAAGGGGCUGGACAUUGCAAGAACUCCUUGCACCCUUCCAUAUCAAGUUCUUCAAUAAACACUGGAAGCCUAUGACGAAUGAUUUAAACGACAAACGAAAGGAAGCAACCACCAAGUUACUGCAGACUCUGGAGAAAGCCACUGGCAUUCCUCAUCGUGAAAUCUACUGGCAGUUCAAUCCAGGUCCGUUCAAGGUGGAUGAGCGGAUGGUAUGGGCAGCCAGACGCAAAACAAUGAGGGUUGAAGAUGUAGCAUAUUCUCUGAUGGGUAUUUUCGAUGUCAGCCUACAAAUCGCAUAUGGAGAAGGAGGGGACCGAGCAUUCUGCAGGCUCAUCGAAGCCAUCAUGCAGGCUGGUGACCAUUCCGUCCUCAAUUGGAAGGGCACAGCUGCAAAACAUCACAGUUCAGAUGUUAUCCCUCGAUCGCCGAGAAGCUUCCUGAACCGUCCAGAGUUGAAGUUGGCUAGUGGCGGGCGACUGGAGAUGACUAUGAACGGUCUCGGCCUACGAAUGCCUCUGGUGAUACUUCCUCUCAGUCUCCCGCCUUCGACAGUGGCUACUGGCACGGGGCGUGCCCGCAUCACAUUCGACUGCCCGUUGUAUCCCAACAUCAAGGUUGACAUCAAUGUUAACAACUCUGUGGGCCACGGCCAGUAUCGAUAUGCGCUUGGGAUCAUCAACUACUCACUUGUCAGGGAUGGAUCAUUGCGUGAGGUUGUGGAAAUGCAGGGCAAGUCGGCCGGAUUCCCGCUCAAGUGCCGGCCAGUAGAUCCGUUCAACACAUCCACUUGUCCACCCAGAGGAACCGGCGUUGUUGGGUUUGGGUUCCAGACUGUACACGUGGAACAGACAUUUGGACCGUGGAAGAAGAUACGUGAGGAGGGCUUGAUUGAGAUCAAUUUUGCAAUCACACCGCGUUUUCACAUUGAGCGUAAAUACCUGGAAACCGUCCACCUGUAGCACUGACCUGUACUCCUAAUACCAUUUAAGUAUCAUAAGGAGAGUUGAACUUGGUACAUGCAAUGAACUCCG